UUUUUGUUGACUUCGAAACACGCUCCAACAUGAGGAGAAAAACAACCAAUGCUUCAUACGUCAGCGCUGUCACUUAUUAUGGUUGGUUGGUUGGUUCUAUUUCUGGCUCCGGAAUGUAUUGAAACAGUGUCCACACGCCGUUUUCCAGAUAGCACUGAAAGAUGAAUCCCUGUCGCAAUAUGAUGCGACCUUAUUCUAGCCAUCAAGGUGAUAGUACUCCUCCUAUAAUUGCCCAAAUCUCUGAACCAAGGAGAGGAUAAUAAGGCAGAUGAGUGUUCGAAAUAUCUUUUCCCCUUGUAUCCGAAUUCUUGCAACUCAGAGAUCCAAGUUUAGCAAGCAGGUCAGCCAUUUCGUUGCCAGGGAUAUCCAUAUAACCCGGGAUCCAGACUAACAGUAUUUCCAUGCCUUUGUAUACCGCCAUCUGUAGUUUGUAUCUGAUGUUAAAUGACAGUUCCGAUCCGGUUCCUUUCAAGUCGAGAUUAUUUAGCUGGGUUAAUACGCUCAUCGAGUCCGUAAAAAUUCCAACUCUUCUUAUAUUCUCCUGUAGUGAGAUGUCAAUAGCGCAGAAUGGCCAUGCUUUCAACCAGGAAAAUGAUAUGGGAGUCGUGUACACGGAUCGCCUCUCUGGCUUCAAGGAAAGGAGAAUACACCCCGUACCCAGCCCCGUACCCAGCCCCACCAUCAGGGAGCACAGAACCAUCCGUGUAUAUUUCUCUGUCCAGGAAUCUCCAUCUAUGCCACAGAGGCCAUUCCGCGAUUUGGUCAAGCAAUAUGUUCGUCGCAGUCGUAGACAUAAGUCCUAGAAUAAUGCGAGCGCAUCCGAAUUGAAUUCUGCUCAAAGGUAAUAGCCGAUGUGGAGUAGUCUCCGUGAGGAGACCAAGCCCCCUCAGUCUAACAUUGGUCUGAUGAGACCUCUGUAAACUAUGAGAAGGGUGGCGGGAUGACACCCCCAUUUGAUGCCAGCAAAUGACUUGAGAAGAUUAACACGUUUCAGGCAGGAAAUUCUAAUUUUGGUUAUGUGAGUCCUUCAGCUUAGGUUUGUAUCAAACGAAAACCCCAAAAACGUGGCUCCUGGAGAGAUCGGAAUUAUUUCGUCAUGUA
Harpegnathos saltator (Jerdon's jumping ant) is the source of this 1101-nucleotide messenger RNA. RefSeq lists its product as uncharacterized. The coding region runs from base 402 to 803 and encodes 133 amino acids. NCBI's taxonomy places the organism in Eukaryota, Metazoa, Arthropoda, Insecta, Hymenoptera, Formicidae. The transcript has 4 exons. The record is from RefSeq and is a predicted model, not a curated record.